AUGGAUCCAAAUCUGUUUGAUGCAAUUAGAAAAAGUGAUAUAGCAACAUUUUCAAGCCUCCUUAAGGAGAAUGAAGGAAUCCUGAAUCAAAAAACAGCUGAUUCCUACAGCACUCCAUUGCACAUUGCUUCCAAGUAUGGUUGCACUGAAAUGGUGUCUGAAAUUAUCAGCAUGUGUCCUGACAUGGUUUGUGUUGAGAAUAAGAAACAUGAGACUCCGAUUCAUGAGGCGUGCCGCCAAGAGAAUGCUAAGGUCUUAAUGUUGCUGCUUGAUGCCAAUCCUAAUGCUGCUUAUAAGCUUUAUGCUUCUUGCAAAAGUCCUUUGUUUCUAGCAUGCAGUCAUGGCCAUCUUGACAUGGUUAACCUCCUCCUGAAUCUACCUGAGAUCGCGGAGCGAAGCAUUGCAGAAUUCAAUCAAACUUGUAUCCUUAUAGCAGCAUCAAGAGGACACACAGAAGAAGAAACAGUAUUUCAUAUAGCUGUGAGGUACGGGUGCUAUCAUGCUUUGGAAUACUUGGUGAAAGUCUCUAAUGGCACAAACCUAUUGCACUGCCAAGAUAGAUAUGACACUGAAUUGUCAAUUAAGUACACAACUUCAGUCUAA
Messenger RNA from Arachis duranensis, 603 nucleotides. RefSeq names its product ankyrin repeat-containing protein ITN1-like. Lineage: Eukaryota; Viridiplantae; Streptophyta; Magnoliopsida; Fabales; Fabaceae. Gene Ontology annotation, molecular function: protein binding. The coding region runs from base 1 to 603 and encodes 200 amino acids. The transcript has 3 exons. The record is from RefSeq and is a predicted model, not a curated record.